Molecule: messenger RNA, 2621 nt
Organism: Pyrus x bretschneideri (Chinese white pear)
Lineage: Eukaryota; Viridiplantae; Streptophyta; Magnoliopsida; Rosales; Rosaceae
Product: 65-kDa microtubule-associated protein 3
Exons: 13
Coding region: 283-2412 (709 amino acids)
Biological process (GO): microtubule cytoskeleton organization
Cellular component (GO): cytoplasm; spindle
Molecular function (GO): microtubule binding
Source: RefSeq, a predicted model, not a curated record
UUCUCCUCCUUCAAACGGCUACUUUCUCUCUCUCUCUCUCUCUCUCUCUCUCUCUAAACAUUUCACAUUUCAGUUACGCAUCUCACAUCUCCAUUAAAAUUCAAACCCCAAUUUCUACCUUUUUCCCCCAAAGUUUCCAAGAAAAGAAAAACGAAACGAAACCCACAUUUUCUCGGGAAAAUCCUCCAGUCGCCAACGACCGCAGCUGUAGCAAGAAAAUCCAUACAGCAGAUAGAAAAUUGACGUUCGUUGAUUUGAUCUCUCAGGUAGCAUUGCUUCAAUAUGUCUAAUCUUCAAAGUGAGCAGCUUCUGCAAAUGGAAACAACAUGUGGAUCACUUCUGUAUGAACUUCAGAUAAUUUGGAAUGAAGUCGGAGAGUCUGACAAAGAUAGGGAUAAGAUGUUGCUCGAGCUUGAGCAGGAGUGUCUAGAAGUAUACAGAAGAAAAGUUGACAAGGCAAAUCGGUGUAGGGCACAGCUACGGCAGGCAAUUGCUGAUUCCGAAGCAGAACUUGCAGCAAUCUGCUCUGCAAUGGGGGAGCGACCGGUACAUAUUAGGCAGUCUGAUCAAAAUGCCGGAAGUUUGAAAGAAGAGCUCAGCAAAAUAAUUCCACAGUUGGAGGAGAUGAAGAAAAGAAAAUACGACAGGAAAAAUAACUUUCUGGAAGUUCUAGAGGAGAUACAGAAAAUUUCAAGUGAGAUUAAUGGAAGCACAGAUUACAGUUCAUCUAUACCGGCUGUGGAUGAAACUGAUUUAUCAUUGAGAAGGCUUGAAGAAUUGCACAGACAUCUACAUGGACUCCAAACUGAGAAGAGUGAUAGGCUUAAGCACAUACAGGACCACCUGUGUACAUUGAACUCACUUUGCUCGGUUCUUGGUAUGGACUACAAACAGACAAUUAGUGAGGUUCAUCCCAGUUUAGUUGAUUCAGAAGGAAGCAAGAAUAUAAGUAAUGAUACAAUUCAGCGGUUGGCUGCUGCAAUACAAAAAUUGCGGGAGGUUAAAUUACAGAGAAUGCAGAGGCUUCAAGAUCUGGCAACUACCAUGUUAGAGCUGUGGAACUUGAUGGAUACGCCAAUUGAGGAGCAACAGAUGUUUCAGAAUAUAACCUGCAAUAUUGCUGCUUCAGAACAUGAGAUAACUGAACCAAAUACACUCUCUGUGGACUUCAUCAAUUGUGUUGAGGCAGAAGUGUCUCGGUUGGAAGAGUUGAAAUCAAGUAAAAUGAAAGAGCUUGUUCUUAAGAAGAGGUCAGAGCUAGAGGAAAUCUGUAGAAAGACACAUAUGGUCCUUGAAGCAGAUAGUGCAAUUGACUACGUAAUUGCAGCUAUAGAGUCAGGAGAUGUGGACCCUGCUUGUGUCCUCGAUCAAAUUGAGCUUCAGGUUGCAAAGGUUAAAGAGGAAGCUUUUAGCAGGAAAGACAUACUUGAAAGAGUUGAGAAGUGGUUGUUUGCUUGUGAUGAGGAGUGCUGGCUCGAAGAGUAUAACAGGGAUGAAAACCGAUACAAUGCUGGAAGAGGAGCUCAUCUUACUCUCAAGCGUGCUGAGAAAGCACGUGCUUUGGUUAAUAAACUUCCAGCAAUGGUGGAUGCAUUGGCUUCAAAAACCAUAUCAUGGGAGAAGGAGAGGGGCAUUGAGUUCACAUAUGAUGGUAUUCGUCUUCUUUCCAUGCUCGAAGAGUAUACUAUAUUACGGGAGGAGAAGGAGCAGGAACGUCGAAGACAGCGGGACCAGAAAAAGAUUCAGGGUCAGUUGAUAGCUGAGCAAGAGGUACUUUAUGGGUCAAAACCAAGUCCUUCAAAACCUCAGAGUGUAAAGAAGGCUCCGAGAAUGUCAACUGGAGGUGCAAGCAAUAGAAGACUUUCAAUGCAAGCUCCUAAACCCGAUCCACUUCACUCUAUCAAAGGUACUCCGCGUUCAAGAAAGAGUGACCGAGUGAAUCCAAAUGAGCAAUUAAACAAUCAUCUGGAUGAUGGCUUUUCAUCUUUGUCCACAGGUAGAAGAGGCUUAGGCUUAGAUGUUGCUGGACUUUCUGUUAAAAAACACUCUUUUGGUGCCCCAAAUCCUUCUGAAGUGGAGACACCAACAAUUCGUAAACCCUUCUCCCCCAUUUCUGUUCCCAUUUCCAUUCCAUCCGAAAAUGUUGCUUUCGGCACUACUCCUCUGAAGCCUAGAACUGUUGCAGACGAAGAGAACAAGACUCCCAAGGUAAUGCCAAUCUUCAUGCCAGCGACACCAUCAACAGUGUCAGUUCCCAUGCAGACAGCUAUGACCCCAGCUCCUCCUCCACCGGUUCCUUUCGCUACCAACUUAGUUCAAGAGAUUCCUGAGGAGAUUGAGUACUCAUUUGAGGAACGAAGAGCUGGUUUUGUGCUCCCAAAAACACAUGUCAAGUCGAUGAUACAAGUUUGAUAGGCUAAUUAGUUGCAUUUUGGUGAGAACUUGAGUUAAAAUUGUUGCUUUAGCAUUUAUUUUUCCUUUUGUAUUGGAUUUUUUCGAAUUUCAAGUCAAUUGUAAUUGGCUUUCCUGGUUUUUAUGUACAUAGUCUACAACCAGUGAACGUGGACUAAGAAUGUCUGAACCUGUUCCCCUCCUGAUUAAUGUGAUCAUUAAGUUUCUAA